UUAGAGGAGAAUAUUUGCUGGAGUUGGAAGCCUAUAGAUCGCCUGGCUCUGAGAGCGCGUGACAUUAGGUCAGUUCCUGGACCGGUCACGAGUGCUCUAUGCAAGCUUAAGGCGGGAGACGACGUCCCAGACCAGUCGCUACCUCCCGGGGAAGUUCCACAGACUCUGUCUUCUGCUUUUGGUGCUGGUACUGGUUGGUGUCUGUAGCGUAGACAUGGUGUCGGAGGAGGAGAUACGAGCCAGGUUGGAGCAGGCCGGCCAGUCCCAUCUCCUGCGCUUCUGGGCAGAGCUGGAACCGGCUGGGAGAGCGUCCCUGCUCACCGAACUGGCCCUGCUGGACCCCGACGAGCUGAGGGAGCACUGCCAGCGGGCGGCCGCGGCCUGCACCCAGGAGCAGCAGGGUCCUCUGGAGCGCCUGGAUGCCAGAAUGCAACCGGUGCAGCCCGAGUUCCUGGGCAGCGUGCGCAAGAGCGACCCGCAGACCUUGCAGCUCUGGGAGGAGGAAGGUUUCCACCAGAUUGCUCAGAACAAGGUGGCUGUCCUGUUACUUGCUGGGGGCCAAGGCACUCGCCUAGGAGUGACCUACCCUAAAGGCAUGUACCGGGUGGGCUUACCUAGUGGGAAGACACUGUAUGAACUCCAGGCUGAGCGCAUCUGCCGAGUGGAGCAGCUGGCUGGCCGCAGACAUAAUACGCGCUGCUCUGUUCCCUGGUACAUCAUGACCAGUGAGUUCACUCUGAAGCCAACAGUUGAAUUUUUCAAGGAAAACAACUUCUUCCAAUUGGACCCAGACAAUGUGAUCAUGUUUGAGCAGAGGAUGUUACCAGCUGUGAGCUUCAAUGGCCAGGCCAUCCUGGAGAGGAAGGACAAGGUUGCAAUGGCCCCAGAUGGCAAUGGUGGUCUGUACCGAGCCCUUGUGGACAAUAGGAUUUUGGAAGACAUGGAGCGCCGUGGAGUAGAGUAUGUCCAUGUGUAUUGUGUGGAUAAUAUCCUUGUUAAGAUGGCUGACCCUCUCUUCAUUGGCUUUUGUGUGCUGAAGGGUGCAGACUGUGGGGCCAAGGUAGUAGAGAAGGCCUACCCCACAGAGCCUGUGGGUGUGGUGUGCCAGGUGGAUGGCAUUUACCAGGUGGUAGAGUACAGUGAGGUGGAAGUAGAGACAGUGCAGCGUCGAGAUGAAAGCGGCAAUCUGGUCUUCAAUGCAGGCAACAUCUGCAACCACUUCUUCACCCGGAACUUCCUCCAGACUGUUACGAGGGAAUUUGAGCCUUUGCUGAAGUCACAUGUUGCCAUUAAGAAGGUCCCGUUUGUGGAUGAGGAUGGAAAUCUUGUCAAGCCGCUCAAACCGAAUGGUAUAAAGAUGGAGAAGUUCGUGUUUGAUGUGUUCCAGUUCUCCAAAAACUUUGUUGCAUUUGAAGUCCUGAGGGAGGAGGAAUUCUCUCCCCUAAAAAACUCAGAUACAGCAAACAAAGACUGCCCCACCACUGCCCGGCAGGCCCUCCUGGCUCAGCACUACCGUUGGGCUGUGCGGGCUGGUGCCCACUUCGUGGAUGAAAAUGGAGUCAGGAUCCCAGAGCAGCCCAGUACUCUGGGAACUGAAAACCCUCCUGUUCUUUGUGAGAUUUCGCCACUAGUGUCCUAUUUUGGGGAGGGUCUGGAGGCAUACCUGAAGGAUAAGGAUAUCCACUCACCUUUCAUACUUGAUGAAAACAAGGCAAAGCUGCUGGAAAAGGCUUGAUUCAUUUCAAGACCAAAUCAAAUCUGUCCUUCGGUCCACCCGGCAUGAAAUUGGUUUUUGAUUUGAAUAAGACAUGAAUAUUUUUGGAAGCAGCGCUGCUCAGCCUUGGGCACUAGACUUUAGUAGGAAAUAUAUUUAUGAUUAAAUAUAAAUGCUAAAAUUUAUUUUUCCAAGUUCAGUUGGCUUCCAUCAUCUAGGACUGAUUACUUGAGUCCUGUGCUACUGCUUCUCUUGUUGAAACAUGGAAUAAGUAAUAUAAAGCUAAAAAUCAGAUAUAUAUUCCUCUCUCAUUCCUGCCUCUUUUUCUCCCUGAGGCUAAAAUCUUGCUCUGCUGAUCAAUUCUGUUGACAUUUUUUUAUAUUUCUGAAUGUUUGCUACAUUCCUUCAGGCAAUCAAUGGAGCAGAUCCAGGCUCCUAAGAAAGUGCUGGGUCCUAAAGGCAAAAUGAUACUGUGUUGAUGUUAUUACUUACUGAUGUUAGUUAUCAUACCUUUCACUAGCUCAGAGGCUGCCCUCUGUCCUUGUACUGGGUUGCAGAUUAAUUUCAUGAAUAUCACUCUUUGGGUGCAUUUGCCCCUGGCUCAUGGUGCCUUGUGGGCCAAUAGGCCUUCCUCUUUAUCUAUAAACCGGGGUCAAAUGAGAAGACAGCUGCUAUUGGCCUGGCUUUGGUUCUCAGCCCAGAAGGAAAAUGUCUGGAACAUCGAGGAAGCAAGGCCAGUGUCGAGUGAGGGCUCCCACUGCCUAGAAGUCCCUAAAAGCUUUGCAAUAUCUGGGUUUCAUAAGACCUUCUUAGAAAUCAAGAAACAUUUCUAACUCAUUUCUCUUCAGCUAUGAAACAGUCAACUGGGUGGAUGUUGUUUUUUCCGCCUCUGUGAGCAGGUUCCUGAGCUCUGAAGCAGCUUUGUAUCUGGCCUUGUGACCCUGGGCAAAUUGUUUGGUGUUCCAGUAUUCUGUCUUCUUCCCCUCUAAGUAGGGGAUGGUGCUAUUUACUACUUGAAGCUGUUGUGAGGAAUAAAAAAGAGAAUAAACCCUCUACAAACAGCACUAUUUAAUUACCCUUUCCAUUUUUUUCCCUUGCUAAACCUUCCCCUGGUGUUUUGUUCAGUGCCUGAUUCCUGCCUGGUGCCUUAGGCUCAUUCAGACAGGAGCUAAUUACUGCCUUUCCCUUUUCUAAUCAAUUUACCCAGUGGAAGGAAAUCAUCACGAAUGGAGCAGGUCUUGACUCUCGACUCUGGUGGUUCCGCAAGGGAUGGGUGUGAAGGCUUAGCCUAGAAACAGGGAGACAGACAGUGUUAGGAAAGAUGAAAGCCCUGUGGGAAGGCCUUUGGAAUGCUAGGGAAUUUUCAAAAUCCCCCUCUCCUUUCCAUAACCCUGAGCAAGCUGGGCAUUACUAGUAAUGAAGCUCCAAAGGAGGCUGGCUACUCUGUGGUUCUCUUUAGAAUCCUGGGGUCUGGUAGGGGAAGGGGAAGUCCCUGUGUUCUCUAUGCCUGAGGUUCCAGGCUAGCUGCUGUCUCUAAGCCUGGGGCACCUGCGAGCCACAUCAGACAAGAGAAUACACUCUGGAUUGCAGCCAUUGUUGAAGCAUUCUGGAGAAGGUUGUGUUUUUUGGUUUUGCUGUGGGUUUUUUUGAAAUAAGCUUUAAUGACAACAAACCUCCAACCCCCAACCCAAAUAACUGCAUAUAUCAUUUUCUGUAUAAAUGUGUAAAUUCAGUCAAUUUCCUGUUAUCAACUAUGAAUCUUUCAAAAAAUGUUUUAUUCAUAUGUUUUGUUUUUCUAUCACAGCCAAGUGUGAAUCUUAAAAAGCAGAUUGCUUUAUCUCUUGUUUUUAUUCUGAACA
Messenger RNA from Dromiciops gliroides (monito del monte), 3573 nucleotides. RefSeq names its product UDP-N-acetylglucosamine pyrophosphorylase 1 like 1 (gene UAP1L1). Gene Ontology annotation, biological process: UDP-N-acetylglucosamine biosynthetic process. Lineage: Eukaryota; Metazoa; Chordata; Mammalia; Microbiotheria; Microbiotheriidae. Gene Ontology annotation, molecular function: UDP-N-acetylglucosamine diphosphorylase activity. The transcript has 9 exons. The record is from RefSeq and is a predicted model, not a curated record. Bases 215 to 1735 code for a protein of 506 amino acids.